CGUAUCAAGAGUCUUCACCUCGCCGCUUGAAGCUCCUUCUCAGACAUUGAAUCGAAGGAGUACGUUUUAAACAUACGAUUGGAGACUAAACCAUUUUUCGUUGCGAUCAAUCAAAUAUACCGACGAACAGAGCGAGCCGUUCGUUUCAAUCUUAUAAUCUCAUUUCGAAACUCUCAUAUUUAGUUGCAGAUUCUCCGAUUCCGAAGAUGGAAGCUGGAGGGAUACAGGAUGCUUCUAAUGUUGAUAUACCUGCAAUGACCACAAAGGGAAACUGCGAGUCGCAACAAGGUGAUUCCAUUUCAAAUGGCCGUAAUUGCGAUCCAAACAUGAGACAUAUAUGCAAACCCGACGAUGUUCUCAGGAAUCUUAAAAAUGUAUCAUAUAUCUUCAGACAAGAUGUUGUGACAAGCAAAACUGAUGGCAAGAUAGGGAUAGUGACUGAAGCUCCUGGUGAUUCGGAUUCAGAUAGUGGCAUUAGUGAUGAUGAAGAUGAGGAUGAAGAAGAAGAUGAUGAUGCUAAGGAUGAAGAAGAAGAUGAUUCCAAUGAGGAAGGGAACCUGGAGAAUAAUGACAAGGCUGAUGGGUGCACUGGAGAGAACAUGGAAAGUAACCACAAUAAUGAUCAUCUUUUAGCUGACCAAGUUAGAGUCCUUUGGAUGGAUGAAACUGAGUCAAUCCAGUCUAUUAAUGAUGUCACAGUUAUUGACAGAGGAUUUCUACCAGGGGAUUACAUUGCUGCUGUUGCUGACCCAACAGGCCAAGUUGGUCUUGUUGUUGACAUUAAUAUUUCUGUUAAUUUAUUAAACCAUGAUGGAUCUUUUGUUAAAGACAUCUCAACCAGAGAGUUGAAACGUGUCAGGGAUUUCACAGUUGGUGACUAUGUUGUGCUUGGUCCCUGGCUUGGUAGAAUUGAUGAUGUUUUAGAUAAUGUGACAGUGAUGUUUGAUGAUGGUUCUCUAUGCAAAGUUAUGAAGGCAGACCCAUUACGUCUUAAACCAGUUGGCAGGAAUAGCCUUGAAGAUGGGAAUUUCCCUUAUUAUCCAGGUCAGCGUGUAAAAGCAAUCUCUUCAUCUGUUUUCAAGAAUUCAAGGUGGCUAUCUGGCUUUUGGAAAGCUAGCCGGUUGGAAGGUACAGUAACUAAAGUUACUGUUGGGUCAGUGUUCAUUUAUUGGAUUGCUUCUGCUGGAUAUGGAGCCGAUUCUUCCACUCCUCCAGCUCAAGAACAAAGUCCCAAAAACUUGAAGCUGAUAUCAUGCUUUGCACAUGCAAACUGGCAGUUGGGUGACUGGUGUCUUCUUCCUUCACCCCCUCCGUCAUCUUCAAACCUCUUGGAACAGGGAUUAGCGAAAUUGGAUCUUAGUGAUUCUACAAAAGAAGAAGCUUCUGAAUCUGCCCAGACUGGAGGAGAUUGUGAUUCAGAGGGGUCACAUUGCAAUAGUGAAUCCAUAGAUAAUGAUGCUGACUCUUCAAUGGACUGGAGCUGUGAUAAUUUAGAAAACAAAGUCCCUCUGGAAUCUAGUUCAUCUGGUAGCACAUUGCAUGUCUCUAAGGAACCAAUUCAUGAGAGCUGGCCAAUUCAUAGAAGAAAGAUUCGUAGAGCUGUAGUCAGGAGGGAUAAGAAAGCUCGGAAAAAAGAGGAGAACUUUGAAAGAGCCCUUCUGAUUGCGAAUACUAAGUCACGUGUUGAUGUUGCUUGGCAAGAUGGAACAAUAGAACGAGGUUUGGAAUCCACAUCCUUGAUUCCUAUUGAUAACCCAGGAGAUCAUGAAUUUGUUGCUGAACAGUACGUAGUGGAGAAAGCUGCUGAUGAUGCUGAGGGUGUUAGCGAAACUAGACGUGUUGGUGUUGUAAGAAGUGUCAAUGCAAAAGAGCGAACAGCCUGUGUGAGGUGGUUAAAGCCAGUUACCAGAGCAGAGGAUCUCAAAGAAUUUGAUAAAGAGGAAAUGGUCAGUGUAUAUGAGUUGGAGGGGCAUCCUGACUAUGAUUACUGUUAUGGAGAUGUAGUUGUUCGGUUGUCAUCUGUUCCUAUUCCACCACAAGUCAAUUCCUCGGAGAGUCCCAUUGGUAAGUGUAAGCAACAGGGUGGUCCAAAUGAGGUGAAAGAAGAUCAGAAAAUGCAUUUAGGAUGCAAGAACGAUGGAAGUACAUUGAGUGAUGAGUCUUGUACACAGUUUUCAGAUCUCUCCUGGGUUGGGAACAUCAUAGGGCUUAAAAAUGGUGACAUUGAAGUUAUGUGGGCUGAUGGGAUGAUAUCAACGGUUGGGCCACAAGCAAUUUAUGUUGUUGGUCGCGAUGAUGAUGAGUCUAUGGCUGCUUCUGGAAGUGACAUUAGUGAUGAUGCAGCAAGCUGGGAAACAGUUGAAGACGAUGAAUUAAAUAACACUGAGAAUCCAAAAGAGGACCUGGGUGCACAAAGUGCUACUGAUAUCAGUAUUGAAAGUGAUGGCAGUUUAAUGGAUAUGGAAAAUUCUGGAGUGAAUGGAGCUCUGGCUACUGCAUUUGGAUUUGUAUCCAGGUUGGCCUCUGGAAUAUUCUCAAGGGAACGGAAGAAAACAGAUUCCCCAAGUUCAGAUUCCAGAAGUGAAGAUGAGAUCCAAAAUCAGGGAUGGGAUAGAAGAAUGGAUACUGGUGAUGAUAAAUGCUGCCAAAGGUCCAGUGACAUGCAAUACAUUGGAACUCUGUCUAUUGAAAAGAGAGAGGACAAUGUUGCUGUGGAGGCCAUAGACCCGUCAGAUGUGGCAGAAGCUCUCAGUAAUAUGAAGGCAGAACCCACUAAUGCAUCAGUGCAACAUAAAGAUGGAGCAUAUGCUUUCAAAAACUUCGAUAUCACAACAGAUCCUCACGAUCAUUAUUUUGUUGGUGCAACUGCUCAGAACAAUGCUGGAAGGAAGUGGCUUAGGAAAGUUCAACAGGAUUGGAUCUUCCUUCAGAAUAACUUGCCUGAUGGCAUAUUUGUACGCGUGUAUGAAGACCGAAUGGAUCUUAUGAGGGCAGUGAUUGUUGGAGCGUAUGGCACACCUUACCAGGAUGGCUUAUUCUUCUUUGAUUUUCACCUUCCGCCAGAGUACCCUGAUAUUGCACCUUCAGCAUAUUAUCACUCUGGAGGGUGGCGAGUUAAUCCAAAUCUGUAUGAGGAAGGCAAAGUUUGCCUUAGCCUAUUAAAUACCUGGACAGGUAGAGGAAAUGAGAUUUGGGAUCCUUCAUCCUCGAGCAUUUUUCAAGUCCUAGUUUCGCUUCAAGGGUUAGUUUUAAAUGCCAGACCAUAUUUCAACGAAGCUGGAUAUGACAAGCAAAUUGGAACUGCUGAGGGAGAGAAAAAUUCUCUGUCCUAUAAUGAGAAUACAUUCUUGUUGAACUGCAAAACAAUGAUGUACCUGAUGCGGAAACCCCUUAAGGACUUUGAAGAACUUGUGAAAGAGCACUUCAAGAGGCGCGGUUAUUACAUUCUCAAAGCAUGUGAUGCAUAUAUGAAGGGUUACCUUAUUGGCUCUCUAACACCAGAUGCUUCUGUUAGCAGUAACAGUGAUGCUCAUGCAAAUUCAGUUGGUUUCAAGCUAAUGUUAGCAAAGAUUGUGCCAAAGCUUUUCUUAGCUUUGAGUGAAAUUGGAGCAGAGUGCGAGGAGUUUAAACAUCUGCUACAUAGUGCACCAUAAAGGGUUAGUUGCAUUCAUCGUCUAUUGCAAUGUGGAUAACUCGCCAAUCUUAUUGCUCAAGGGGAAAUGCUUUUGGUGUUUCAUUCAGUUGGGGUAUUGUUCAUUGUUUGCAACCUGAGGGCCAGGUAGCACCCAUAUUUUUGAGAUGUAAUCAUGGAUGCUGCUAUACUUUGUUGACUAAGCUUUCUUGAAUCUUUCAGUGGUGGUGGAAAAUUAUUUUAUGGCUAUCCCUCAAAAAAUUGAGGAGGCAGUUGAGUAAAUAACUUGGCUCUUGUUGUGGGCUGGGAAAGUUGUAACAAAUCAGUCAAAGGAGUUAUAGAACUCAUUCAUUGUUGACAUUGUUAUUCAUUCAUUUUUAUACAUUUAUGAUUUGGGAAAAUUUUUCAGGAAACUUGGUAGUAGUGUGUGUCCAUGCUUUCUGUUUUGGUUUGCGGGGUUGUAAAUUUGGAUGCGUGUGGAGGACUUACCACCAUACACUUUGUAUUGCUAAUAUUCAUUUAGUGGAUGUUGUGAGCUUUAUCAUGUUUA
Ipomoea nil (Japanese morning glory) is the source of this 4181-nucleotide messenger RNA. RefSeq names its product probable ubiquitin-conjugating enzyme E2 23. The record is from RefSeq and is a predicted model, not a curated record. The transcript has 8 exons. The coding region runs from base 207 to 3653 and encodes 1148 amino acids. Lineage: Eukaryota; Viridiplantae; Streptophyta; Magnoliopsida; Solanales; Convolvulaceae.